Molecule: messenger RNA, 714 nt
Organism: Exophiala spinifera
Lineage: Eukaryota; Fungi; Ascomycota; Eurotiomycetes; Chaetothyriales; Herpotrichiellaceae
Exons: 3
Coding region: 1-714 (237 amino acids)
Molecular function (GO): glyoxalase III activity
Source: RefSeq, a predicted model, not a curated record
AUGGCAUCCGCAAAGCCUGCUGUCCUCAUGGUCAUCUCAUCCCACGAGCCGGGAUGGUAUCUGCCCGAAUUGGCUCACCCGUUCGAAAUUUUGGAACCCUCCUGCAGGAUCACAAUUGCCUCUUAUCUUGGAUCAAAUGCGCCACCGGACCCAAAGUCGGUUGACGUCUUCAAGAACGAUGAGAUUUGCGCACGGUUCUACGAGACCAAGCAAGAACUCUGGAAGAACUCUGGGAAGCUCGAAGAUUUCAAGGGAAGAGCAGAUGAGUUUGACGUCAUCUGCUUUAUCGGAGGCUAUGGUCCCAUGUUCGACGUAAUUGACUCGAAAACCGCCGAGGAGGUGAUUCUUGACUUCUACCAUCAGAAUAAGCUCCUCACUGGGGUCUGCCACGGCUCUGCCGCUUACGCGCACGUCAAGAACCCAUCCAAUGGGAAGUUUAUCCUUGAUGGUCACAAGAUUGUUGGAGUGAGCAACAAAGAGUGCGAGCUGUUAUUCCCAUCCACCGGCAUCGUGGAGCCAUGGAGCGUGGAAACCGAGCUUGACAAGGCGACCGGCGGCAAAUACGAAAAGGCGCAGAACCCCUUUGAAGGACAUGUUGUGGUUAGCAAGAGCGCAGAUGGACGAACCUUCAUCACGGGCCAAAACCCAGCCAGCGGACUCGAACUGGGCAAAGCAAUCUACGAAGAGCUUUUCGGCGUAAGCUAUGGAGCUUGA